Messenger RNA from Cuscuta campestris, 1729 nucleotides. Lineage: Eukaryota; Viridiplantae; Streptophyta; Magnoliopsida; Solanales; Convolvulaceae. The record is from the annotation of a GenBank genome assembly.
CUGAUUACUUAGGGCAUGUAGAAUGUAUAUUACAUGAUAUGCCUUGAAGCUAACAGUUUAUGCCGCAUAGAUCUAAUUUGUGGAAGUAAUGUUUCGUUCAAAGCGUACCUUUGAAGAGUAUCAGCACUUGCUUGAAAACGAAGGCGGAGCUCCAAACGAAUUUACUGUGCAUGAUAUAGAUGAAACUUAUAGUGAAGAGGAUAAUCACUACAAUCAUGAUUAUGGAGAUCGUGAUGACUCUGAUGUCGUAUUUGAUUUGGAUCCAUCUCUUAUACCCGUACCUGAAGGGUUUAAUGACGAUGAAGAAGUGUUGACCAUAGAUGCUCAAGGAAACGUGAGUAAGCUUAGCGGACGAAUUACCGUAAAUGUGGUGAUUGUCUUGGAUGCUGGAACUAGAAUUCUAGUACCAAUGAACAAGCUUUUACAACCUGUUAAGAAAGCGGGAGAGGACAAUAGGACCAUUUAUCUUUUCAGUGGUAGCAAUAAAAGAGGUAAAUUUGUGAAAAUCCAAGAGAUUAGAAGAGAGGGCAGUACUUUCCUAGCUAUCCCCUUUGAUUCAUUCGCUGAUGGCCCAAAUCUCUUCACCAAGGCUCUCUCCUUAUUCACCAAGAGAGCUACCAACCUUGAGGAAAGCUCAAAGGUGUGUGUGCUUGGGGAACUCCAGGAACCUCUGCGCCAUUCUCCCACCGGAAGUGCAGCUUCAUCGCUGCCUACAACAGGACAGGAUGUAAAUACCCAACGAAGUGGUGAUGUCACAAGUUCAGAAGGCUUUGUUGGAGAUCCCACCUCUACGGUAACUAACAAGCAACUCGUUAUUUUCCAAACCAAAGCAGCUCCUAAUUAUAGCCUUUCCACAAGCCAAAUCGAAGAGUUUCCACCUCUGCCACGGAAAAUCCUUAGUCCUUUUGCUCCCACCUUUGUGCCCGCUGUAUACUCCUACACUGAUAUUUUCACUAAGGAUCAAGGAUUCAAAGCUACUGCUGAGCCGGAAGAAGACCCCUUUACAAAUCUCAAUGGCCAAAGCUUGGUUCUAUCCCUCAACGCAGUGGAAGAUCACACCAAGGACAGGGAAGGACCCAUUCUCUAUACCCACUCCGAUGGGGAGGAUUUUGUUUUCAUAGACACAAAGCUCAAACCUUUGCAAAUUGACUUCUCAAGAUGCUCCAAACACCCCCUCCAUCUCCGUAAGGAACUAAAGGGAAGAAGGACGUACUCACCGUCACAAAUUGUUAUGAGGAGUAAGGCUAAAAUCCUUGAGCAAGGAAGGAAAUUUAAUCCUAUCGGCUGGGUCGAAGAAGAAGACUUGUUAGAUCCCCAAGAAUCACAUGAGGACGAGGUUAUCAAAUUCUUCAAACUUUGCUGUCCUAACAAGAUAGAAGAUCAUAAACCCCUCAGCAAACCUCUAACCAAAACUCAAAAAAAGAAAAUGAAGAAGAAAAAGAAGCAGUCUCAAUUUUCUGACUAUGGUUUCGAUGAAGAGAUAGAAUAUGCUUAUUGAUUGACCUGCUGUAAUUUUAUUUCUCUAACCCAUCUCUUGAAUUAUCUACCUAUUGUUUGUUACUGCCCAUUGGUUUCCAAGCCUACGUUUUGGAGUUGCAGCUUAUCCGUUUUAGAGCACUGGUUUUUCAUCUCUUCACAAAUGCCAUUACCUAAGGGUAAUUUCACAGAUGCGUUGGGAUGCUCCUGCUGGGUAGCAGGUACAAGGUAUUACCACAAAGCUAGGACAUAU